Messenger RNA from Besnoitia besnoiti, 2988 nucleotides. Its product is annotated as elongation factor G C-terminus domain-containing protein. Gene Ontology annotation, biological process: ribosome disassembly; mitochondrial translation. Gene Ontology annotation, cellular component: mitochondrion. The coding region runs from base 1 to 2988 and encodes 995 amino acids. The record is from RefSeq and is a predicted model, not a curated record. The transcript is spliced from 10 exons. NCBI's taxonomy places the organism in Eukaryota, Apicomplexa, Conoidasida, Eucoccidiorida, Sarcocystidae. Gene Ontology annotation, molecular function: GTPase activity; GTP binding.
AUGAAAAAACUGCGAACGUUUGGCAUUUUCGCGCACAUCGACGCGGGCAAGACGACGACGACGGAAGCCUUUCUCCUCGAGGCCGGACAGAUCGCGAGAAAGGGAAACAUCGGCGAUGGUACGACGACCAUGGACUUCAUGACGCAGGAGCGCGCGCGCGGCAUUACUAUACAGUCGGCGGCGACUUGCUUUCGCUGGGGCUCGUCGUUUUUUCAACUCAUUGACACGCCAGGCCACGUGGACUUCUCCGCGGAAGUGCAGCUCGCCCUGUGCGCGGUGGACGGGGCCUGCGUGCUGCUGGACGCCUCGCGCGGCGUGGAGGCGCAGACGCGCGCCAUCUGGAAGGCUCUCACGUCGAGCUCCCAUCACAUUUCCAAGCUGAUAUUUGUCAACAAAAUGGAUCGCGACGGCGUCGAUAUGGACGUAUGUCUGGAUGCGGUCCGCGAGCGGCUCAACGCGUGGCCGUUGCAAGUUAAUUCGAUUUACCGCCUGCCUCGGGCUGCGUGGGACUUGCUGGGCCGUGCGCAAGCCGAGAAAGCGGGCCUUCAGAAGAAGGUUCACUCCGUGGCGCCGCAGGCGAUCAUCGACCUGGCGACGCUUCAGACGUCGCUCUAUCCGCCCGUCUGCGGCGCGCUUGACGGCUCCACGCCGCCGCUGCCAGUCACCUACUCGCCUCCUCCACACGUCCUCGCGGAGCUCUUCGUCGCCUCUCCAACGUCUUCUCUCUCGUCAAAGUCAUCCCCUUCAUCUUCUGCUGCUCCUCUUUCGCCUCCUUUUUCUCCGUCUCCUUCUUCUUCGGAGUCGGUGUGGGUCUGGUGGAGGGACGCACGCGUCGUGCAAGACGUGCGAAGCAGACGCGCGAAGCUGCUGGAGGAGGCGUCGCUGCUCGAUGACGAGUUCGAGGCCUUCUGGACUCGCGCGGCGGCGGCGGAGGCGGGCGACGGCGGGCUCGAAGCAGCCGCUGCGCGAGCCGCAGACGCCGCCGGCGUGCUCAGAGCGGAGCUGCAUGGCGCGCUCAAACGAAUCGUGCUGGCGGACCAAGGCGUCCCUGUCCUCUUCGGCUCGUCCUUCUUCAGCCGCGGCGUCACGCACCUCCUCGACGCGGUCGCGGCGCUGCUGCCGUCGCCCCUCGAGCGGCCGCCGCUGCGCGCCUCGUCGGCGGCUCCGCCUGCCGCGCCUCCUUGCCUCUCGGCGUGUGGGAGCUUCCUCCUUCCGCAUCGCAGCGGCGCCGCCUCCUGCGUUGCCUUCAAAGUCUAUCCCGAUGGAAAAGGCGGGCGCAUCGCCUUCGUUCGCGUUCUCUCAGGGCGCAUAACUCCGCGCACAGCGCUCUUCAACUCCACGAAGCAGUGCAGAGAGCCUGCGGCAUGUGGCAACUCGGUGCGGCGGCUGUAUCGCAUCAAGGCGGACGCGUACGAGGCAGUCUCGUCGCUUUCGAGUGGCGACAUUGGCGCGAUUCGGGGCUUGACCUCCGUGACGGCCGGCGAUCUUCUGCAGGCCGCCUCGGCGUGCUGUCCUGCGUUUUCGCUUCCCAUCCUGGCGCCCUUCCAGCGCCACCUCGCGCCGGGGAGUCCACAGACUGCGGGUCCGGCCGCCGCGCCGGGCGCACCCGCUCCCCUCCACGCCGCCUUCUCGACGCUGCACAGCCUCAGCCCCGUCUGCUUCUCAGCGAUCGAGUGCGGCAACGCACGCGAGGAGACGGAGGUCGGCGAGGCGCUUGCCGCUGCCUCUCUGUCUGACGUCGCGCUCAAAUUCGAGAAGGAGGAAGGCGGGAAAUUCACCCUCUGGGGCAUGGGGCAGCUCCACCUGCAGGUUGUCCAGGCGCGGCUCCGAGAGGAGUUCGGGCUUUCCGUGGAGUUCGGGCCGCUCGAGAUCGCGUAUCGUGAGCUUCUGCUGCAGCCGGUGCGGGGAGCGCUGACCUACUCCCCGGCGGGGGGGUCCGCCGCGUCCUUCGAGAUUGCUUUCUCGCUGCUGCCGCUGCCGCUCACGCCGGCAGAGCAGCGCCUCUCUGCGCUGCUGUCUCGGCAAGAAGAUCCCGCGCUGCUCGCUAUGGCCCGCGUGGAGGCGCUGCCGCUCGCCUCGGCGGUAUCGCCGCCGAGCGCGACGGCGGUCCCGUCUCUCUCCGGCUUCACGCAUGCGACGAACCUUUUCUUCUCGCUGUCGCCAGAGGCGGAGACGGAUGUGACUGAGGCCGAGCUACAGGGGAAGAAGGGCGUCCACUCGCGCCGCGGCGCCUCCCACGGCGGCGCUUCUCACGGCGCCUUGGCGGAGGGCGGAGCGCUCCUUCAGGCGAUUCGGGAGGCCGUGGUCUACGCUGCAGGCGCUGGUCCGCUGCUCUCUUAUCCGCUCGACUGCCUCCACAUUCGCCUCGAGCGCCUCCGACCAAACGGCCCGCAGGCGCUGCUCACGCCGCCAGCCGUCUCGGCCGCGUCCGCGCAGCUGCUGCGGCUGCUGCUGCGGACGGGAAAGGGCGAGCGCGCCAGAGGCAGCGAGGACGAAGACAGCCAAGAGGAGACCGACCUCCGCGAGCGCGUCGCGAUGCUGGAACCCGUGAUGCAUCUCGAGAUCUGCUCACCCGCGAAAAACCUCGGCGCUCUCAUGAAGGAUCUCACCCAGCAGCGACGCGCCUCGAUCGUCUCCAUCUCCGCCGCGGCAGGCGAGAGUGCAGAGGGCUGCGAGGCCGCCUCAAUUGGGGAUGCCCCCGGCGGGGAAGCGCCUGCGACCAGCGGUGAGCUGAAGAUCACCGGUGGAGACGAAAACGGAAUGAUGGAGCUGCACGCAGUGGUGCCCCUCCGGUGCAUGGAAGACUACUCGUCGGUGCUUCGCGCAUUGUCGCACGGUCAGGCGCACUUUCAACUGCGGCCUCUGGGAUACGGGCGCCUCUCGCCCUGCGACGAAGAAGAGCUUUUAGACAGAUACGGCUGCGAGCAUGUCUCGCUGGCCUCGUCUCGAGGCGCUGCCUCGCAGUUCGCCGACUUCUUGAAACGCUGA